AUGCGCAUAGUGGUGAUCCGUGUGUGUUCUUUCGAAUCCAAGAUGGCGGCUUUGACGCGUGUCCUGGGCCUUCCAUCAAUUUGCCGUUCCUGCACCGGGAUUUUGCGCCCCCCUUCGCUGCGAUUAAAACAAGCAGCUGUAGCCAGCAUAACCCCUGUCAGAUGGCUAAAUUUGCAGGAAUACCAGAGCAAGAAGCUUAUGCAGGAUAAUGGACUGAAUGUACAGAGAUUUAUUGUUGCAGAGAGCCCAGAGGAAUCAGUUCGCCUCUCAAAGAAACUCAAUGCUGCAGAAUAUGUAAUAAAAGCCCAGAUCCUAGCAGGAGGUAGAGGAAAAGGUACCUUUGACAGUGGCCUUAAUGGAGGUGUCCACCUUACCAAACUGGCAGAUGAAGUUGGGUAUUUCACAGCAAAGAUGUUUGGCUACAGACUAAAAACAAAACAGACACCCCCAGAAGGAGUCAUGGUUAACAAGGUAAUGGUAGCAGAGGCUUAUGAUAUUGAGAGAGAGACCUACCUGGCUAUUCUCAUGGACAGAGAAUUCAUGGGACCUGUGAUUGUUGCAAGCCCUAAAGGUGGUAUGGACAUAGAAGAGGUUGCCAAGACAACACCAGAGUACAUAUACAAGGUUCCAGUGGAUAUAACUAAAGGCCUUCAGGAUAAAGAUGCAAGUUGGCUUGCAGAAAAACUUGAAUUCAAGGGAGAACUGCACAAGCAGGCCACAGAGCAGAUCAAGCGACUGUAUGAUGUCUUCCUCAAAGUUGAUGCUACCCAAGUUGAGAUCAAUCCUUUUGGAGAAACACCUGAUGGCAAAGUUGUAUGCUUUGAUGCCAAAUUCAACUUUGAUGACAACGCUAAGUACAGACAGAAAGCCAUCUUUGAUCUAGACGAUAAGAGUGAAAGUGAUCCACGUGAAGUGGAGGCUGCUGAAUUUGAUCUCAGCUAUAUUGCCAUGGAUGGGAACAUCGCUUGCCUUGUAAAUGGGGCUGGUCUGGCUAUGGCGACAAUGGACAUAAUCAAACUGCAUGGUGGAGAGCCAUCCAAUUUCCUUGAUCUUGGUGGAGGAAUAAAAGAGGAGGGCGUUUUGCAUGCCCUGAAGAUUGUCAGCAAAGAUCCUAGGGUUAAAGUCAUUCUUGUGAAUAUUUUUGGUGGCAUUGUUGACUGCUCUGUUGUUGCCAGUGGAAUUACAAAAGCUUAUGAAAAAUUGAAACUGGAUGUACCUAUCGUAGUUAGACUUGAAGGUAACAAUGUGGAUAAGGCCCAGCACAUACUAGAAGAGAGUGGAAUGCCUCUUAUUGCAGCUGAUGACAUGGAUGAUGCAGCCAUCAAGGCUGUUGUUAGCUUGGGAGACUAGUAUGUUGUCUAGAACAAGAAAAAAACCCUGUAAAAUAAAUAAAGGGACAGGUUUUUAGAACUUUGAUUGUUGGUGUAUUUGCUUUUUUACAUUCACGUUUUAUUCCAGUUUUUGCUUGUUACUUUCCCACUCUAGCCUUUCUGGUUAAUUAUUUUAAGGCUUUUGGUUUACUCAACAUUUUCAACCUUACUGCAUCAUCAAGUUUUGAAUGAUCCGUUCCUAGAAUGUUGUUAAUACAAACAUUACAAAAAAUAUAGACAAUAAUAUCAGAAAAUUCUUAUAAUAAUAGGUAGAGUAGCUCCCUCAUAAUUUCUGUGAAAUCCGCAAUUAGAAUAUUUUAUUACUGGUUAAUAUCAUUAGAGUUUUUUUUUUUUUUAAACCUGUGAAAUACUAUUUAGUUUAUUUACAACUAAUACACUGCAAUGUCUUUGUUUUUUGUUUUGUUCUGGCUUGACUAUUACACAUUAACAAUUACAUUUUGUUGCACGGGAUUUUGAAAACAACUCUAAAUGUAUUUUUUUACAAAGCUUAUCUUAAAGGUGGUGAAAUAGUGAAUAAAAAUGACUAAUCUCGAA
Molecule: messenger RNA, 1925 nt
Organism: Nematostella vectensis (starlet sea anemone)
Lineage: Eukaryota; Metazoa; Cnidaria; Anthozoa; Actiniaria; Edwardsiidae
Product: succinate--CoA ligase [GDP-forming] subunit beta, mitochondrial
Exons: 11
Coding region: 1-1350 (449 amino acids)
Biological process (GO): succinyl-CoA metabolic process; tricarboxylic acid cycle
Cellular component (GO): succinate-CoA ligase complex; mitochondrion
Molecular function (GO): succinate-CoA ligase (GDP-forming) activity; ATP binding
Source: RefSeq, a predicted model, not a curated record